GCUUUAUCGUUUCGCGGCUACUUGGUGUGUGUUUGGUGAAAAGCUUGUUUCAUUGACGAUCGACGAAAACGAGCUGAAAAUCUUCAUCUUGUUUCUCCUCGAUUUCCAUUUCCGAACAACUCCAUGGCCGCUCUUCACCACUCCUCUUCCACUGCUCCGGUCAAGAACGUCCUUCCUUCUCAAGAACUCCUCGAUGAUCUUUGCAGUCGAUUUGUUUUGAAUGUGCCGAAGGAAGAUCUACAAUCAUUUGAGAGGAUUCUAUUCCUCAUAGAGUAUGCACAUUGGUUUUAUGAAGACAACUCGGUGGAAAGGAAUCCAUCUUUAAAGUCAUUGAAUUUGAAGGAGUUCACUUCAUUAUUGUUUAAAAGCUGCGAUGUUUUAAAACCAUAUGUUGCCCAUAUUGAUGAUAUCUUUAAAGACUUCACUUCAUACAAGGUUCGAGUUCCUGUAACUGGGGCAAUCAUAAUGGACGAGACAUUUGAGCGGUGCUUGUUAGUCAAGGGAUGGAAAGGAUCAAGUUGGAGUUUUCCACGCGGUAAAAAGAGCAAAGAUGAGGAAGACCAUGCUUGUGCCAUUAGAGAAGUCCUGGAAGAAACAGGAUUUGACAUUACAAAUCUUCUCAACAAAUCUGAAUACAUAGAGGUUAUAUUUGGACAGCAAAGGGUGCGGCUUUACAUCAUUGCUGGUGUGAAAGUUGAUAAUAUCUUCGCCCCGCAAACUAAGAAAGAGAUCAGUGAAAUUGCAUGGCAUCGACUCGAUGAUCUUGAACCAGCUAGUGAUAAUGUAAUAUCUCGUGGGAUGAACGGUCUCAAGCUUUAUAUGGUUGCUCCUUUUUUGGCAUCUCUGAGGUCAUGGAUUUCGACACAUCAUCCCCCUGUUCAUCCAAACCCCGAUGUGUCAAUAAGAGGACUAACGGUAUGGAAGGCUAAGAACAGCUCGAUAGGUAGCAGCAGUACAAUCAUAAUGGAGAGCCAAUUAAGUAAACAAGAAGUGGAUGUUUCCAUCCCGGACACUGGUCCAGGCAGGAGCUUCAGAAACUUCAAGUUUGAUACUGCCUCAAUCUUACAGUCAAUGGAUAGAGCCUUUUCUUAAGUCUUCUAUAAGUCCUAAUGACCUUUUUCCUUAGUUAGACCUUAUAGAUAUGUCAAAUUACUAAAUAAUAGUAAUAGCAAAAAAAAAAAAAAAAAAAAAAAAAUUAGAAAUAGGAGUGCUAGGACAGACCAGGGGGGUUGAUUUGAUCUACUUUGCCAGCUUGAUUGAUCUACUCAACCAUUGUCCUUCAUGCUGUUUUGGACAUAAAAUGUUGGUUUAUACAGUCUUCUUUUGUGUGAAAUUUGCAUAUAUUCUGUAGUG
This is a messenger RNA of Benincasa hispida (wax gourd), 1353 nucleotides long. Its product is annotated as mRNA-decapping enzyme subunit 2-like. Gene Ontology annotation, molecular function: 5'-(N(7)-methylguanosine 5'-triphospho)-[mRNA] hydrolase activity; RNA binding; manganese ion binding. Gene Ontology annotation, cellular component: cytoplasm. Lineage: Eukaryota; Viridiplantae; Streptophyta; Magnoliopsida; Cucurbitales; Cucurbitaceae. Gene Ontology annotation, biological process: deadenylation-dependent decapping of nuclear-transcribed mRNA; nuclear-transcribed mRNA catabolic process, nonsense-mediated decay. The record is from RefSeq and is a predicted model, not a curated record.